Messenger RNA from Linepithema humile (Argentine ant), 2530 nucleotides. RefSeq names its product p21 (RAC1) activated kinase 3 (gene Pak3). The record is from RefSeq and is a predicted model, not a curated record. Gene Ontology annotation, cellular component: cytoplasm. Gene Ontology annotation, molecular function: protein serine/threonine kinase activity; ATP binding. Gene Ontology annotation, biological process: regulation of axonogenesis; intracellular signal transduction; regulation of MAPK cascade. Lineage: Eukaryota; Metazoa; Arthropoda; Insecta; Hymenoptera; Formicidae.
AGCAUUGAUGACCACAUCCAUCUGCCGGCGUGUAAUCGGGCGUGAAAUCGUGUGAUUUCGCGACAUGAUUGUGGCGGACGAUAAUCCGCGUCACAUUAGUAUGAGUAUUGUAAUUUGAUCCGUCUGUAUUCUCUUUGUUUUUUUUUACCCUCACGAAACACAUACGGUCGCGAAAGAAGCGACAAAGGAAAGACGGAACGCGACAGAGGCGCGGUGCUGCGCGCGAGAAUGAGUCUUAGUCUGACAAGGUUGUUCUCGAAGAAGAGGAGCAGUCCUGUGGUCGACAACACCGUGGCCGCGGAGAUCGGACUGCCGACCAAUGUCUCUCAUCAGUUCCACGUGAGCAAGAAUGCGGAGACUGGUCAACUGGAGGGCCUGCCAGAUUCAUGGAUACGUCAGCUCAACACGCAGAUCUCGAAAUCGGAGCAGGACGAGCAUCCGGACGCCGCGCUGCAGGCUAUCAAGUUUUACAACUAUUCGAUCAAGCGCAGACCGCAGGACCAGGAGGUUUUCAAGCCGUUCAUCACGCAGGAUCUCAUCGAGGAGGAAUCGCAGGAGAUUGACAAUAUCUUGAAAAAGAAAUAUCAGUCGGAUGGCUCCGACUAUGACAGCUUGAUCUCCGAGAAUUUGGCAUUUGAUGAAUUGAAGAAGAACAGAUUGCCCGAACUUCCACCGAAGGUAAACAAACCGCCUAAACCACUGCCUAAACCAGCGCCCCGCAGAUGUAACGACAGAGCGGAGAAGACCCUCACUGAAAUACUGGAAGAUCUGAAUACAUUCGAGAUAGAUGACGAUUUGUCACCGGAAGCAGAGGAAGAGGAGGCCGUUACAACGACCAGAGUCGAGGAAAGUCCCAUACUGCGGCGGAAAACUGAGUGUACCGGUGCGAGACUCAACGAAGAACAAGUAUACGAGGAACUCAGAGCUAUCUGCCAAUGCGGAGAUCCUAAUUUACGCUUCGAGAGAACUAAAGAGGUGGGCGCUGGUGCUUCAGGUACUGUGUUCAUAGCCGCCGACCUUCAGUACAGUCAGAAAGUAGCCAUAAAGGACAUAGAUUUGUCGAAGCAACCAAAGAAGGAGCUGAUAUUAACUGAAAUCAAGGUUCUCAAAGAGUUUCAGCAUCCGAAUCUGGUCAACUUUCUCGACGCUUACCUCGUGGAUGAACAUCUUUGGGUGGUCAUGGAACUGCUGGAAGGUGGGCCGCUCACAGACGUGGUCACCGAGACUGUGAUGAAGGAAGUUCAAAUUGCAGCCGUCUGCAGAGAGGUCCUCAAAGCAAUAAGUUUUCUGCACACUAGAGGCAUUAUUCACAGAGACAUUAAAUCGGACAAUGUGCUGUUGGGGAUGAACGGUACGGUGAAAGUUACAGACUUUGGUUUUUGUGCUAAUAUCGACGGUGACGAGAAGCGACAGACUAUGGUCGGCACUCCAUACUGGAUGGCACCGGAGGUGGUGACGAGAAAGCAGUAUGGCAAGAAAGUGGACAUCUGGUCGUUAGGCAUAAUGGCUAUCGAAAUGAUAGAAGGAGAACCACCUUACAUGAAAGAGACGCCGUUGAGAGCGUUGUAUUUAAUCGCUGCCAUUGGUAAACCUUCCAUUCCGAGAUGGGAGAGCCUCAAUCCCAUGUUUCAAAACUUUCUAGAAAGAUGCCUCGCUGUAGAAGUCGAUGACAGAGCAACAGCUGAUGAAUUACUCUCUCAUCCAUUCCUAGAAAACUGCGCAGAAUUAUCUACGCUCACUCCAUUGAUUCGCGCAGCGCAGAAAAUUCUUCACAAAGCGUAUUAAAUAUUUUCAAAGCAUUUCCACCACAUUGAUAAUAUGUUGAUUCAUGAUGCUUUGCACACACACAUUGCUCUGCUUAUAUGUAAUAAUGAAAACUAGAAGAAAAUAUUUUCCUAAUCGAGAAAUUAUGAAAAAGGUAUUUUGUAAUUAUUAUUUUAUUUGAUUCUGACAUUUCAAAUUUUUUUAACUGCCCAUUGUUUUUAAUCUACUGCGCUGGUUUAAUAAUGUGCAUAAAACUAAAGCACUGGUAGUUUCAAGAUUAUUUUAUUCAAAGGAUAUUAACACAUUUAAAAAGAUCAUAGUCAUCUUUUAUUUGUACUACAUAAUUACAUCAUAAUUUUUGUUGAAAAUUUGUAAACAUUUAAAUCUAUUUUGAUUUCUGAAUUUAUUCUGUCAUCUAUUUUGUCAGCUGCAAUAUGAUUUAUAAUUCAGGGUUUUACAUAAACUUGAGUUUAUGCUGCAUGACAUAAUACUAAUGUGCGUUUUGCCAUUUAAUCUAUCAGAAUGUUCCAGCUGUAAAUAAUUGUGGAUAGAAUGGAAUUUUUACAUCUCUUUUGAGGAGUGAAAUGUAUAUUUAAAAUAUAGUAUUUUUAUAGUACUGGCCAUAAAAGAUGUAACACAGAAUUUCAUAUUUUCUUAAAAAUUGUACUUAUACAUCACUAAACACCAAGAUAUAGUAAAAAUAAUAAAAUCAAUCAUAUAGCCAUUGAUGUCAAUGAAUAAAAUUGCAUUCAAUUUCAAAUUGGCA